Loxodonta africana (African savanna elephant) is the source of this 13288-nucleotide messenger RNA. RefSeq names its product ATP binding cassette subfamily C member 5 (gene ABCC5). Gene Ontology annotation, molecular function: ATP binding; ABC-type transporter activity; ATP hydrolysis activity. The coding region runs from base 2252 to 6238 and encodes 1328 amino acids. Lineage: Eukaryota; Metazoa; Chordata; Mammalia; Proboscidea; Elephantidae. Gene Ontology annotation, biological process: transmembrane transport. Gene Ontology annotation, cellular component: membrane. The record is from RefSeq and is a predicted model, not a curated record. The transcript is spliced from 29 exons.
AACAAGAUUUCAUUCACCACCGUUCGUAUCCCUGUACCUGUUGCCAUCAGUGGAUUCCCACUCAUAGCAACCACUCUGCAGUUAGAUGAAACUGUGUAAGACAGAAGUCAGAAGCAAAGCACCAAGAGCAAGUUCUGAUUUUAGACAGACUAAGCUAGUACUUCCUUUCCUACCCCUCACCCCCUGAAAGUUGUAAGCAAAGAUGCCCAGUACACGGUUUGCCCAUUACUUAGUAUUGGGACAAAUUUUUUCUUCUGACAUACUCUUUGAAAAACAUGUUUUUACCAGUCAGGUUUUCAAAUAUUUGUAGUACCCAAAACCCUGGUGUCUCAGUGGUUAAGAGCUACAGCUGGUAACCAAAAGGUCAGCAGUUUGAAUCCACCAGGCGCUCCUUGGAAACUCUGUGGGGCAGUUCUAUUCUGUACUAUAGGGUCGCUAUAAGUCGGAAUCGACUUGGCAACAAUGCGUUUUCUUUUUUACAUCUGCUUGGAGUCAAUUAGGGUUAAACUUAUGCAUUUGCACAUCCACCCCUUGGGUCUUUUAAUUUAAUGCUUAUAGCCACACACAGUUUGAUGCUUAGCAGGUAUUCUGUAAUCCUGAAGUGCUAACAGGGGUGCCUUCUGUUGCUGUUAGUUCUUUGAGCCUGAGGUCUAAGCUUGGCAGGAAUUAGGCUGGCGUUGUGUCAGUGAACAUGAAGAUUUACGUCUAGGCUGCACCUUAGCACUCUGACUGUGCCUGAGGCAUGAUUGUCCAGGCACAGCUCCCCAGCUUCUCACUGCAUUGGUAUCAGUUCAUAUCAGCACGUGGAGAUCCUGUGACUCUGCCAAGCCUGUUUGUUUGUUUUCAAAGAUGCAAACUUUAUUUAUUUAUUCAGCAGUCAUUUUAGCAUUUUUUUAUUUUUAAGAUGCAACAUUUAUUGAUUUUAGCAUUCUCUGCGGAGCAUUCUUCACCAGCAUGAGAAGCACCAAGCUAAGUGGUCUGGGGCAAUAAAGAUAAACUGAGGCUAGGCCUGCCCGCCCUACCACCCCUACCCCAACAGAAGCUUAAACUCAUGUAUACAGAUUCUGCAAUUAAGGUAUAAUGGAAAUUAAUAAGAAGGAGAGAGUGCUCACAUCUUUGGGAUCAGGCAAGACCUUAGGAGGAGGUAGUAGUUGACUGGAGACUUGAAGAAUGGGUAAUUUGGAGAGCUGAAGAACGUGCUAGGCAGAAGAGUUGUGAUACAGACAAGUAGGCCCUGUUGGCUUUGAGCAUAACCAGCCAGCCAACCAACCAACCCUGCUGUCAAGUCAAUUCCAACUCAUAGCCACCCUAUAGGACAGAGUAGAACUGCCCCAUAGUGUUUCCAAGGAGUGGCUGGUGUAUUCAAACUGCUGACCUUUUGGUUAGCAGCUGUAGCUCUUAACCACUGUGCCACCAGGGCUUUGAGCGUAAAGGAUGUAAAAUCAGAGCUAUAAGGGGAUAGGUAAGUGAGUUGUAGAUGAUGCGUGUUUUUGGGUAAUAGGCUAAGGAGUUUGGAUUUUAGUUGCUUUAAAUUAAUAUUUUAUAAAAAAAGAAAAAGCAAGACAAAGCUAUCUGAUGAUUUUAUAAGCUUUUUCAUUGUGAUGACUUGUUUUCUGCGUGUUGUUGGUAGGUGCCAUCGAGUCGGUUUGACUCAUGGCGUCCUGCUCUAUCCUCACAGUUGUUGCUAUGCUUGAGCCUAUUGUUGCAGCCAGUGUGUCAAUCUGUCUCACUGAGGGUCUUCCUCUCUUUCACUGACCGUCUACUUUACCAAGGAUGAUGUCCUUCUCCAGGGACUGGUCCCUCCUGAAAACAUGUCCGAAGUACAUGAGACGAAAUCUCGCCAUCUUCACUUCUGAGGAGCACUCUGGCUGUACUUCUUCCACUGGCAUGCCUGGCCUAGUGUGCAGCAAAGGAGGAAGAAUGAACAAUAAGCAGAAGUCAGCUGAAGUUCAUGUGUCGUUAUAUCCGCUCUUGCUUUUUUCCCGUCUCUCAGAAGUGUACCAUUGGGGGAAUUUUCUUUCUACCCAGUUAGACCAUUUUGCCUCCAGGAAAGUUGGAAUGCCAGGAUGCCUUGGAAACAGCGGCCCGAGCCGAGGGUCUUUCUCUGGAUGUCUCUGUGCAUUCUCAGCUGAGAAUCUUGGAUGAGGAACACCCCAAGGGAAAGUACCAUCAUGGCUUAAGUACGCUGAAGCCCAUCCGGACCACCUCCAAGCAUCAGCACCCAGUGGACAAUGCUGGGCUCUUCUCCUGUAUGACUUUCUCUUGGCUAACUCCUCUGGCCCGCAUAGCCUACAAGAAGGGGGAGCUCUUAAUGGAGGACGUGUGGCCUCUGUCCAAGCAUGAGUCUUCCGAUGUGAACUACAGAAGACUAGAGAGACUGUGGCAAGAAGAACUGAAUGAAGUUGGGCCAGACGCUGCUUCCCUCCGGAGGGUUGUGUGGAACUUCUGUCGAACCAGGCUGAUCCUGUCCAUCGUGUGCCUGAUGAUCACGCAGCUGGCUGGCUUCAGUGGACCAGCCUUCGUGGUGAAACACCUCUUGGAGUACACCCAGGCAACAGAAUCUAACCUGCGGUACAGCUUGCUGUUAGUCCUGGGCCUCUUUCUGACAGAAAUUGUGCGGUCUUGGUCGCUUGCUCUGACCUGGGCGUUGAAUUACCGAACUGGUGUCCGUUUGCGGGGGGCCAUCCUAACCAUGGCAUUUAAGAAGAUCCUUAAGUUAAAGAACAUUAAAGAGAAGUCUGUGGGAGAGCUCAUCAACAUUUGCUCCAACGAUGGGCAGAGGAUGUUUGAAGCAGCCGCUGUUGGCAGCUUGCUGGCUGGAGGACCUGUUGUUGCCAUCUUAGGCAUGAUUUAUAAUGUAAUUAUUCUGGGACCAACAGGCUUCCUGGGAUCAGCUGUUUUUAUCCUCUUUUAUCCAGCAAUGAUGUUUGCAUCACGGCUCACUGCAUAUUUCAGGAGAAAAUGCGUGGCCGCCACAGAUGAUCGUGUCCAGAAGAUGAAUGAAGUCCUCACCUACAUUAAGUUUAUUAAAAUGUAUGCCUGGGUCAAAGCAUUUUCUCAGAGCGUUCAAAAAAUCCGGGAGGAGGAGCGUCGGAUACUGGAAAAGGCUGGGUACUUUCAGAGCAUCACUGUUGGUGUGGCUCCCAUAGUGGUGGUGAUCGCCAGUGUGGUGACCUUCUCAGUCCACAUGACCCUUGGCUUCGAUCUGACGGCAGCACAGGCUUUCACAGUGGUGACUGUCUUCAAUUCCAUGACUUUUGCUUUGAAAGUGACACCGUUCUCAGUAAAAUCCCUCUCGGAAGCAUCUAUUGCUAUUGAUAGAUUUAAGAGUUUGUUUCUAAUGGAAGAGGUUCACAUGAUAAAGAAAAAACCAGCCAGCCCUCACAUCAAGAUAGAGAUGAAAAAUGCCACCUUGGCAUGGGACUCCUCCCACUCCAGUAUCCUCAACUCGCCCAAGCUGACCCCCAAAGUGAAAAAAGACAAGAGGGCCGCCAGGGCCAAGAAAGAGAAGGUGAGGCAGCUGCAGCGCAUCGAACACCAGGCAGUGCUGGCGGAGCAGAAGGGCCACCUCCUGCUGGAUAGUGAGGAACGGCCGAGUCCUGAGGAGGAAGAGGGCAGGCACAUCCACCUGGGCUACCUCCGCUUACAGAGGACUCUGUACAACAUCGACCUGGACGUCGAAGAGGGUAAACUGGUUGGAAUCUGUGGCAGUGUGGGAAGUGGAAAAACCUCUCUCAUUUCAGCCAUUUUAGGCCAGAUGACACUUCUAGAGGGCAGCAUUGCAGUCAGUGGAACCUUCGCUUAUGUGGCCCAGCAGGCCUGGAUCCUCAAUGCCACUCUGAGAGACAACAUCCUCUUUGGGAAGGAAUUUGAUGAAGAAAGAUACAACGCUGUGCUGAACAGCUGCUGCCUGAGGCCUGACCUGGCCAUUCUUCCCAACAGCGACCUGACCGAGAUUGGUGAGCGAGGAGCCAACCUGAGUGGUGGGCAGCGCCAAAGAAUCAGCCUUGCCAGGGCCUUGUACAGCGACAGGAACAUCUACAUCCUGGAUGACCCCCUCAGUGCCUUAGAUGCCCACGUGGGCAACCACAUCUUCAACAGUGCUAUCCGGAAGCACCUCAAGUCCAAGACGGUUCUGUUUGUUACCCACCAAUUACAGUACCUGGUGGAUUGCGAUAAAGUGAUCUUCAUGAAGGAGGGCUGUAUUACAGAAAGAGGCACCCAUGAUGAACUGAUGAAUUUAAAUGGUGACUAUGCUACCAUUUUUAAUAACCUGUUGCUGGGAGAGACACCCCCGGUUGAGAUUAACUCAAAAAAGGAAACUAGUGGUUCACAGAAGAAAUCACAAGAAAAGGGUCCUAAAGCAGGAUCAGUAAAGAAGGAGAAAGCAGUGAAGCCAGAGGAAGGGCAGCUGGUACAAGUGGAAGAGAAGGGGCAGGGCUCCGUGCCCUGGUCAGUGUAUGGUGUCUACAUCCAGGCCGCUGGGGGCCCCUUGGCGUUCCUGGUCAUUAUGGCCCUUUUCAUGCUGAAUGUGGGCAGCACUGCCUUCAGCACCUGGUGGUUGAGUUACUGGAUCAAGCAAGGAAGUGGGAACACCACAGUGACCCGAGGGAACAGGACUGUGGUGAGUGACAGCAUGAAGGACAACCCCUCCAUGCAGUACUACGCCAGCAUCUACGCCCUGUCCAUGGCCGUCAUCCUCUUCCUGAAAGCUGUCCGAGGAGUCGUCUUUGUCAAGGGGACCCUGCGAGCCUCAUCCCGGCUUCACGACGAGCUGUUUCGAAGGAUUCUUCGAAGCCCCAUGAAGUUCUUCGACACUACCCCCACGGGGAGGAUUCUCAACAGGUUUUCCAAAGACAUGGAUGAAGUUGAUGUACGCCUGCCAUUCCAGGCUGAGAUGUUCAUCCAAAACGUCAUCCUGGUGUUCUUCUGUCUUGGGAUGAUCGCAGGUGUUUUUCCUUGGUUCCUUGUGGCAGUGGGGCCCCUCGUCAUCCUCUUCGCCAUUCUCCACGUUGUCUCCAGGGUUUUAAUUCGAGAACUGAAGCGUCUGGACAAUAUCACACAGUCACCUUUCCUGUCCCACAUCACAUCCAGCAUUCAGGGCCUGGCCACCAUCCAUGCCUACGACAAAGGGCAGGAAUUUCUGCACAGGUACCAGGAGCUACUGGAUAACAACCAAGCCCCUUUCUUCUUGUUCACGUGUGCCAUGAGGUGGCUGGCUGUGCGGCUGGACCUGAUCAGCAUUGCCCUGAUCACCACCACUGGGCUGAUGAUUGUCCUCAUGCACGGACAGAUCCCCCCGGCCUACGCGGGGCUCGCCAUCUCUUACGCUGUCCAGUUAACGGGGUUGUUCCAGUUCACUGUUAGACUGGCAUCUGAGACAGAAGCUCGAUUCACUUCGGUGGAGAGGAUCAACCACUACAUUAAGACUCUCUCCUUGGAAGCACCUGCCAGAAUCAAGAACAAGGCUCCCUCUCCUGACUGGCCCCAGCAAGGAGAGGUGACCUUCGAGAAUGCAGAGAUGAGAUACCGAGAAAAUCUCCCUCUGGUCCUGAAGAAAGUGUCCUUCACCAUCAAACCUAAGGAGAAGAUAGGCAUCGUGGGGCGGACGGGAUCCGGGAAGUCCUCUCUGGGGAUGGCCCUCUUCCGCCUGGUGGAGCUGUCUGGAGGCUGCAUCAGAAUCGAUGGAGUACGAAUCAGCGACAUUGGCCUUGCUGACCUACGAAGCAAGCUCUCCAUUAUCCCUCAGGAGCCGGUGCUGUUCAGUGGCACUGUCAGAUCAAACCUGGAUCCCUUCAACCAGUACACAGAGGACCAGAUUUGGGAUGCCUUAGAAAGGACACACAUGAAGGAAUGUAUUGUUCAGCUACCUCUGAAACUCGAAUCUGAAGUGAUGGAGAACGGGGAUAACUUCUCUGUGGGGGAACGGCAGCUGUUGUGCGUCGCGAGGGCCUUGCUGCGGCACUGUAAGAUACUGAUUCUAGAUGAGGCCACAGCGGCCAUGGACACAGAGACAGACUUACUGAUUCAGGAGACCAUCCGAGAGGCAUUUGCAGAUUGUACCAUGCUGACAAUUGCUCACCGCCUGCACACGGUGCUCGGCUCUGACAGGAUCAUGGUGCUGGCCCAGGGACAGGUAGUGGAGUUUGACACCCCAUCGGUCCUUCUGUCCAACGACAGCUCCCGGUUCUAUGCCAUGUUCGCGGCUGCAGAGAACAAGGUUGCCGUAAAGGGCUAAGUUGUCCCCCACGAUGGUCUUCUUUCUCUGGAGCAUCGCCAUUCCCUGCCUGGGGCGGGCCCCUCACCUCCUCCUGCGGAAACCUGGCCUUUCCCGAGCCUAUCUUUCGCACGGCAGUUCAGGAUUGGCUUGUGUGUUUCGCUUUUAGGAAGAGUCCUAUUUUGAUUAUUGUAUUUAUUCCAUAUUCAUGUAGACGGAAUUUAGUUUUUGUUCUUAAUUGCACUCUAAACGGUUCAGGGAACCAUUAUUAUAAAUGUAUCAGAGGCCUCUAAUGAAGCUUUAUACGUGUAGCUGUAUCUAUAUAUAAGUCUGUACAUAGGCUGUAUUUACAGUGAAAAAUGUCAGCCGUUUAUUUUAUAUUAAAAUGGGCACUGUGCUGAUAGCAGUGCAUAUUCCUUUUAUCAUCGUUGUACAGUUUGCUGUACCGGAGAUCUGGUUUUGCUAUUAGACCAUAGGGAGGGUAGCAUUUGUUCUUCUCUAGGUGGUGGUUUUCACGGUGCCAGGUGGGUGCUCUGGGUGUCCAAAAGGAAGGUGUGUGGCCCUAGCUGGCCCCUCAGCAGCCCCCUCUGCUGCCUCCUCACAGCCCCUCUGGGGCCGGGGCCAGCAAAGACCAUGCAGAGCACCAUGAAUUCUCAGGGCCCCUGCCUUCUGUCCUGGGCCACUUCACUGUUUGCCAGGAGAGCAGCGGGGCGAGGCCGCAGACCCCUCCUCUCUCCCUCCGUCGGGAAUGAGAAGCACAAAAACAUUCCUGGGAGACGGAGUUCCCUCCCUGCCUUCCUCUUCUUGCUAUCGUUUCUGAACAAGAAUCAGUGUGUCCACAGUGUCCCACUGCCUCAGGUCCUCACGCUGGCCACUGCACAGAGCUCUCCGGCUCCUAGACCUUGGGCUCCAAAGCCUGGAGCCAGCCGCUGCUUUUGUCGGUGGUACUUCUUCAUUUGCCUGCGCCCACCCCUCCAUAGUCCAGGACAGGGCUCAGGACUUUGUGGGUCUGUCUGUCCUUCUCACUGCGGUGUCGUACAGUCUGUCUCUCUCUCUCCCCAAAGUCUGUGGCUUCAAGUAGCCCUUGCUGAUCAGUGUCUCACACUGGUGUGGAAGUUUUUACUGUAAAGAGACCUACCUCAGGUUACUGAUUGCCGUGUGGUUCCCUGUGUUCCCGCAACCCUGCUCGUGCUGUGGGGCCAGUAGCUGAGGUGGGCGUGGUUGCUGCUGUCAUCAGUCCAGUGGUCAGUGUUGCAUGUGGUGACCAACUAGACAUUUUGUCGCCUUAGCAUGUUUGCUAAACACCUUGUAGAAGUGAAAAUCUGAAGAAGUGAAUAAAAUUAUUUUGGAUUUUGUAAAACUCUCGGUGUGUAAGAUAGUUCUCUGGGAGGGGAGCCACGUGUCUGAAUGGCUGGGGAAGACCCAAGCCUUGGAUUUGAACAUCCAACAACGGCAUUCCAGCUGUGAGGAGCAGCAGCAGAGCUGGGUGGUGGCAAGGAGCACGGGGCCCAGAAUGCCUUGGAACGUCAUGUUGGGCCUUAGUGCCCACGGCCUGUGUUCCAGGCAUGGCCACCAGGAGAGGUCUUGUGCUACAUCAGAGUGGGAGUGGGAAAGGGGGGUGGCUGCAGCGAGGUGGGUGGUCGUGGUGAAAUAUAUUUAAAACGAAUAGUUUGUUAAGGGUUCUUAGCAAUUCAAACAAUAUAACUAUCCUUUCUGGUGCAGAUGAUUAAGUGCUCAGCUAUUACUGAAAGGCUGGCAUUUGAAUUCACCCAGAGGCGCCUCAGAAGAAAGGAUUGGCAAUCUACUUCCUAAAGAGCACAGCCAUUGAAAACCCUGUGGAACAGUUCUACCCUGAAACACAUGGGGUCAGACUGACAAGAGCAACUCGGAAGGUUAGAUAGGAAACUUAGGAGGCAGUGAGUUUACACUGAUGGAGGAGGAACAGUUUGGAAAAGGAGGGUGAGAAUGAUUGUAACAACUUGAAGAAUGUCAUCAACAUAAUUACUCAGAUUAACCCAUUGAAAACUAAGUACCCGUUCAAAAAGAUCUUCAUUCUAAAGUUUCUUACCUAUUCAAAAAGAUCUGCAUUCUAAAAUUUCUGAAUAUAUUGUGUUGCAUGUAGCCAGGAAAGCUUUUAAAUUUUGAUAUCGGCUCUACUGACCAGCAGCGGAAAUCGCCUUUUAAGCCCAGCCUUUUUGUAAACUGCUGUCUUGAAAAUUCAGAAGACUUCUCUCUGAAGUGAAAAAUUCAGUUCCUCAAAUGUUGAUUUCAACUGCUCAGUGAGCACACGUGGCCUGUGGCUACUGUAUUGGACAGCACAGAUGCAGAACGUUACCACCAUUAAAGGAACCUCUGCUGGCCAGCACCGAUCCAAAACAAAGAAUGCCUUUUACUGAUGCACUGGGUCCACCUGCCAAGAAGGGUACCAAGGUCAUAGGAGGAGCUGCUUCUCAGUCUAACUGUUCAAGCUCUAUUGCAGGUGACACCAAUGUCCCCUUUUUUCAGUUCUGUUUUCUCAUAUCUGUUGGCCCCUCUCUUAGUUAUCUAGCGCUGCAAUAACAAAUACCACAAGUGGAUGGCUUUAACAACAACAAAAAAAUUUAUCCUCUCACAGUCCACAAGGCUAGAAGUCUAAAUUCAGGGUGCCAGCUCCAGAGAAAGGCUCUCUUUCUGUGUUAGCUCUGGGGGAAAGUUCCUGUCAUCAGUCUUCCUCUGGUCUAGAGUUUCUCAGCGCAGGAACCCUGGGUCCAAAGGACGUGCUCUGCUCCUGGCUCUUCUUGCUUGGUGGUAAUAAGGUCCCUCUCCUCUCUGCUGGCUUCUCUCUUUUAUAUCUCAAAAGAGAUUGACUCAAGAUACAACAUAAUCCUAUAGUUUGAGUCCUACCUCAUUAACAUAACUGCCUCUAAUCCUGCCUCAUUAACAUCAUAGAGGUUAGGGUUUACAACACAUAGGAUAAUUACAUUAGAUCACAAAAUGGAGGAUAACCACACAAUACCAGGAAUCAUAGCCUAGCCAAGUUGACACGUAUUUUGGGUGGGACAUAAUUCAACCCAUGAUAUUCCCCCUACCACCUCUCUCAACCUGCCUUGCCCCCUUAAAAGAAAAUGUUUCCCUCCCUUUUCUCUCCCUGAUUGGGUCUUUCACUCCCACCUGCACAGCGACAAUGUGGGCUGGGCCUCUCAGCACCAGCCCCCACCUGAUGCAAACAUUGGGCAUCUUCUAGGUGCCUCGAACAUGGCCUCGAAAAUCAACCUCUGCUCCUUGUCUUCGUUGACAGUGACACUGACCUCCUAGUCUUACAGGCUAGAACGUUGAAUUCAUCUGCCCCUCCCCACAAAUUCAAUGCAUCACCGUCCUCCGUACUCUGCCUUCUCUCUCCUCUGCCCUCUUUCAGGCCCACUUCCUUCUUUUUGAUACUGUAGUUACAGCCUCUUAACCUGCCUUCCCGCCUCAUUGUUCAUCUCUGAUCCAUUGUACAUAGUUCUGCAAAAUGCAGAGCAAAAAUGCAAGUUGAGUCAAGUACUUCACCCUCCAAAAGUCUUUAGGACACAGUUGCAUUUAGAUAGUCUGUAUUCCUUAGCUUCUUUGCUAUGCAAUAUUCUAAAAACGGACCAUGUAUUUUCACAGCUUGGAAUUCUUUGACUCUUGUCAAACAAAGCCGCGCUUUUUCUGGGUUCCUGCAAUGCUUUGGUUACACCUCUAGUUUAAUGUUUAUUUCCUUUGGCUUUGUGUAUGACAGUUAUUUUCCUGUUUCUCACCAUGAAGAUAACCUUCCUGAAGGCAGUAAACCACCUAAAUUUUGUAUAUCGCAUAAUCCCCGGCAUAAGUAUUAGGCUCAACACAUAAGGUGCUUAGUAAGUAUCACACUAUUCAGCUGACUCUUGAAUAAAACCCAAGCCCAUUGCUGUGAAGUUGAUUCCAGGUCACAGCAACCCUAUAGGACAGAGUAGAAGCUUCCAAGGAGCGGCUGGUGGAUUAGAACUGCAGACCUUUUGGUUAGCAGCUGAACACUUAACCACUGCACCACCAGGGCUCCCAACUUGAAUAGUGCCUUAUAAAUAGAUGUUCAGUGAAUAUUUGUUAAUAUAAAUCAAUGUUGUAAACUUUCAUGAUGGCCCAUGGCAAAAAGGAGUUUGGUUGCUUUAAAGAAACACAAAAAAAGUGGCAUUGAGGAAAAAAGCCCUUUGCAUGGAGUGACUUCAGGAAAGCCAGAAUGAGGGUGCCAGGUAUUUGGGGAGCAGCUUAGUGAUGUGACAGCUUCUUUCCUGUCCCUUUUCUGUCUGAUCACCUAGAAACAGUGCAUAGCAUUGAAAGUAAUUAAGCCACUAAAAGGCUCAACUAACUGGAACAAUAUAUAUAUAUUUUUUAGUUUAUUUUUGUUGUCACCAUUGAAUAUAUAUACACAGCAGAACCUACACCAACUAAUUCAACAGCUUCUACACGUAAAAUUCAGGGACAUUGAUUACAUUCUUCAAGUUGUGCAACCAUUCUCAUUCUCCUUUUCCUGAUUGUUCUUCCCCCACUAACAUACACUCACUGCCCCCAUCUUCCUGUCUAACCUUUGAAGUUGCUGUUGUCAGUUUGAUCCCAUAGAGAUGGUUCUUUUAAAAAGCACAAUGCUCAAGGCAGACAUUCUUUACUAAUUAAGCUAAAUUGUUUUAAAGAUGACUUCAGGGAAUAUUUUGGGUUUGAGGUUUAAAGAUUACCUCAGGGCAAUAAUUUCGAGUUUCAUCUAGCCUCAAUGGCUCCAGAAAGUCUGGAUUCUGUGAGAAUUUGGAAUUCUGUGGAACCAUAAUCUUACACUGAUGGCUAUCUGUACUGUUGCAUACCAUAUUCCUGUCUUUUUUUUUUUUUUAAUUGUGCUUUAGGUGAAAGUUUACAGAGCAAAUUAGUUUCUCAUUAAACAGUCAAUACACAAAUUGUUUUGUGACAAGGGUUGCCAACCCCAUGACAUGUCAACACCCUCCCGUUGUCGACCUUGGGUUCCCCAUUACCAGCUUUCCUGUCUGCUCCUGCCUUCUCUUUCUUGCUCCUGGGCUGGUGUGCCUGUUCAGUCUCAUAUACAUGGUUGAGCUAUGUGUAUUAUCGUAUGUUUUAUGGGCCUGUCUAAUCUUUGGCUGAAGGGUGAGCCUCGGGAGUGACUUCAGCACUGAGUUAAAAGGGUGUCUGGGGGUCAUACUCUCAGGGUUUCUCCAGUCUCUGUCAGAGCAGCAAGCCUGGUACCACAUUUCUUUUAAUAACUUUUUUCUGAUGAUAAAAGUAAUGUAUGCUUAUGUACAAAUUUUGGAAAAUGCAGAAAAGUGCAAAUAAACCAAAACUGCCUGUACCCCUGCUGUGGCGGAGCAUAUUUUCCAAAGAUGGCUGAAACUCUGUCUUCCAUCUCACAUGCUCUUCUGCAUUAUGACCUUGCCACUGUCCCAUCAAAACGUGGAGUCUAUUUCUAUACCACACCCCUUAAGUCUGGGUGGGCCCUGUGACUACUUUGACCAAUAGAAUAUGGUGGAAGUGAUACUUGGCAGUUCUAUGCAAAGCCUUUAUGUGGCCUGGCAGCUCACACUUUCUGCCUCUUGGAAGCCAGCACCAUGUACGAAUGCAAGUAUCCUGAGAACACCAUACUGUGAGACAUACAAAGCACAUGGGGAGACCCUGGAAUAUGACGUAACAUGGAGAUAGGGUAUGGCUAAAGAGUACCAGGGCAUCAAACAUAGGAGUGAAGAAGCCAUUUUGGAAGUAGAACCUCCAGCCAUCCCAGCUGAUGCCACAUAGAUCAGAGAUGAACCACCCAGCGGAGCCCUUCCUAAAUCUCUGAACAAAAUAAAAGAUUCAGGCACUAUAUUUUGAAUACAUCUUUGGAGUCCCUGGGUGGUGCAAAUGGAACAUAACAGGCUGCAAACUGAAAGGUUGGCAGUUCAAAUCCACCCAGGGGGCCUCGGAAGAAAGGCCUGGUGGUCUACUCCUGAAAAAUCAGCCACUGAAAACCUUACGGAGCACAGUUCUACUCCGACACACAGGGGUCACCAUGAGUGGGAGUCAGCUCAGUGGCAGCUGGUACACAGAACCACUGAAACACACAUUAGCUACGAAGAGCCAGUGUUAUAUCACUGUAUUUUUAUAGCCUUUCUUAAGCAUAUGUAUUUUGCUUUGCAUUGUAUGUUUUCAUUAUUAAAGUUAACACUUCCUUGUAGGGACUCAUUUAUUUGUUUCAUUCAGCAACUAUUUAUUGAAUAUCUAGUGUGUGACUGGCCCUGUGCGGUGAACUGACAGGUUGGAGGUUCCAGUCCACCAGAGGCACCUCAGAAGAAGGGCCUGGCAAUCUACUCCCAAUAAACCAGCCAUUGAAAACCUUAUGGAGCACAGUUCUACUCUGACACACAUGGGGUCACCAUGUGUCAGGGUUGACUCGAUGGCAACUGGUUUAUUGGUUGGUUCUAGCAACUGAUAUUACAGUAGUGAAUAGAAGAGCGAAACAUCGCUGUCCUCACGAAGCUUACGGUCUAGUGGGAGAACAGGCAAUAUGCAAGACACGUUGUAAGAUACACAGUAUGUUAGAUUGUGAGAAGUGCCAGGAGGAAAAAAAAAAGCAGAGAAGAGGGUAUGAGAUGUCGGGGGCUAGAGGCUGAAAUUUUAGCAGCUGGCCAGGGAAAGCCUCAUUGAGAACAUGAUUUUUGAUGUACUAUUUAUAUGAACAAUCCACUUUUUUUUUUUUUUAACAAUCCAGUCUUGAUGGAUGUUUAAGUUGUUUCUGUUUUUCUUUUUUGCACGUUGUCAUUACAUUUAAUUUUUUUUUAAGGCACUUUCCUCAUCACCCACAUUUCUGUGCUCUUCCCAGCUCUUAGUACUGUAUGUCCAAGUAGAUAAAGUAGGCUGACUGCUUUAACAAACAGCCCCAACCUCCCUUUCUGCAGUUUAUCACAAUAACCCCCUUCUAUCACAGCAAGAGCCCUGGUGGUGCUGUGGUUAAGAGCUAUGGCUGCUAACCAAAAGGUCAGCAGUUUGAAUCCACCAGCUGCUCCUUGGAAACCCUAUGGGGCAGUUCUGCCCUGUCCCAUAGAGUCACUAUGAGUCGAUUCU